AUGACCUCACUUUUUUCCCUCUCCCCAUUCUUUAUUUUUUUAUUUAUUUUUAUUUUUAUUUUUUUUUUCAUCUGGUCAACUCUUUCCUCAUCUUUUACUUUGCCAGUUUCCUUCCUUCCUUCUGUUUUACUUAGUUGCACUCUUUUUCCUAUUUUCUCUCUUGUGCAUUUCUCUUUCUCUCUCUCUCUCUUGUGCAUUUCUCUUUCUCUCUCUCUCUCUUGUGCAUUUUCUUUCUCUCUCUCUCUCUUGUGCAUUUUUCUUUCUCUCUCUCUCUCUUGUGCAUUUUUUUCUCUCUCUCUCUCUUGUGCAUUUCUCUUUCUCUCUCUCUCUCUUGUGCAUUCUCUCUCUCUUGUGCAUUUCUCUCUCUCUCUCUUGUGCAUUUCUCUCUCUCUCUCUUGUGCAUUUCUCUCUCUCUCUCUUGUGCAUUUCUCUCUCUCUCUCUCUCUUGUGCAUUUCUCUCUCUCUUGUGCAUUUCUCUCUCUCUCUCUCUUGUGCAUUUCUCUCUCUCUGCAUUCUCUCUCUCUUUCUCUCUUCUCUCUCUCUUGUGCAUUUCUCUUUCUCUCUUUCUGCUUUCUCUCUCUCUCUCUUGUGCAUUUCUCUCUCUCUUGUGCAUUUCUCUUUCUCUCUCUCUCUCUUGUGCAUUUCUCUUUCUCUCUCUCUCUCUUGUGCAUUUCUCUUUCUCUCUCUCUCUCUUGUGCAUUUCUCUCUCUCUCUCUUUUGCAUUCUCUUUCUCUCUCUCUCUUGUGCAUUUCUCUUUUUCUCUCUCUUUUUCUCUCUCUCUCUCAUACUAACUUAGAGCUUUUAUUUCUGAUACAGAAAGUAUUUGGUGUUUGUUCAAUGACUGAUGACAUUUGA
Messenger RNA from Acanthosepion pharaonis, 855 nucleotides. NCBI's taxonomy places the organism in Eukaryota, Metazoa, Mollusca, Cephalopoda, Sepiida, Sepiidae. The record is from the annotation of a GenBank genome assembly.